Molecule: messenger RNA, 3210 nt
Organism: Arabis nemorensis
Lineage: Eukaryota; Viridiplantae; Streptophyta; Magnoliopsida; Brassicales; Brassicaceae
Source: the annotation of a GenBank genome assembly
AUGAAAGUUGAGGAAUGGGAUUCACAAACGAGCGAGGAAGAGAAAGAUAAAGUUAUCUUGACUUCUCUUUACAAUGAUCUCCUUGGUCGUACACCACAAUUCGACGAGUCUCCAAAAUCGAUAGAAACCGAAGACAAUGAGAAGACUUUUGAUGGCAAUUUUAACGGCGAAAAAGAAUCAAUGGUUUGCAACUGUGAAUCUGAUGGUAAAGAAGAGACGAGAGAGGAGGAGAUGAGUAAUUUUAAUGAAUAUGGGAUUACAGAGAUUGAGAGAAACAAAAGGUUAGAAAGUUUAAUAGCAAGAAGAAGAGCAAGACGACUCUUUAAGCUAGCGUUAAAUCAACGUAAUAAGCUUCAAGCUGGAGAAACAACAAGCUCCACAAAUAACAACAACAACACCCUUCAAAUUACAGUUUCAAGGAACAAAAAUCGAAAUUAUUCAUCAGACAACAACACCAUUAUGGGAGUACAAAUGCCAGGUUCAGCUCCUUCUGUGUUGUUACAAGGAAGAAAUCCAUUUGAUAUUCCUUAUGAUCCUCAAGAGGAAAGGCCUAAUCUUACUGGUGAUAGUUUUGAUGAAGAGUUUUCAAUGUUUAACCAUCAAGAUAUGUUAUUUUGUCGUCAUGAGAGUUUCUGCCGAUUUUCGUUGUUUUCACCACAACAUACUCAAUGUAUGAACAGUCCAGCUUCUACUUCAGAGAUUUCAACUAUGAGAAAACGCUUAGAUUUGGACAAUGAAUAUAUGGAUCAUACUGAACGAAGCGUCGAAAAUGGAAAAAACGAAGAAAAAGAGGUAGAACUGAAUGAGGAAACAUAUUCAAACAAAGAAGAAGGUGAUGAUUCAAGUAGUUCAGAAGAAAGUGAGUCAGAACUCAGUCAUCUGAAUAGCAUAGAGCUCAGAGAAACUAUUUGCCACUCCAUGGAUAAUUAUCCUGGUUUUGUUGUGAAUCAAACAAGGAGUAGUACUAUUCCAAGCCAACUGCCUAAAGCUACAAUAGCGCCAAGGCUAGAUGAUAACAACAUUUUCUACACUCGUAGAUGCGCAAAUUCUCACGGUCGAACAUUUUCCAUUGCCUCAGAUAUGCAAGUUGAAGUUUCAGAGAUUGGCUCACCUCCUACAACAGUUGAUUGGCUUGAUGACUGGUCUAACGGCGGAGAAUCUUACACAUAUGAUACAGAUAUUGACAGAGAAAUCGUUUACGGUGAAGAAACACGGAAUAGGCUCUCUGACCAAUAUGAAUCAAGAAGUGGAAUUGGAUCAAAAGAGGAAAGUAAUGGGUCAGGGGCAAAACUAGAUCAUAAAUGUGUGGUAGAUGAAAACCUAAGAGUGUCUGAUGAUACAUCAUUGUUAGAUAGAAAUGUCCAAACCAAAGAAGACGUCAAGCAAGUGGCCGUCGAAGUUUUUGAGCAGAAACGUUCAAGUUCUAGUGAUAUGUUCAAGCGUUCAAACUCUGGGAAAUUUGAAGGUUUGUUGUUUCAUACAAGUGUGUCACUGUCUUCAAUAACAGAAGAACCUGAAACAGUCUUAGACUCGAUCGAUGGGGGUAACUUGGAGAAUUUAAACUACAUAACUGAAGAAUCAGCUGACCCUAGAUCAUUGGUUUCUAUUAAUUCAUCCAUGAAGAAGUUGAUUGAUGCGGAACCAAACGAUGAUCUUUGUGGAUCUCCUAACAUGAUUGACUUAGGUAUGAUUAAUCAUCAACAGUGUAAUAACAUUCAAGGAGAACAUGUUACAAAGAUCAAUGUGAAUAAGUUUGAGAAAAUGGAACCAGAGGAAUAUGAGGCAAGUCAAAGCUUUUUGGAUGCUUCUUUGGACAGUUCCUAUAUAAAAUCAUAUGAAAGAGAGAUGGAAGAAGAAGAUGAACCAAACAUAGGAGUUUCUAUUGGGGAGAAAACAAAGCAUCCUGAAAAUGAGGCACUUCAAAGUGACUUAGAAAGUUCUCCAAGCCAUGUUCUUAUAGGAUUACUAGAAAGUGAGGUAAUUGAAGAGAAUAGACCAAAAUUACUCGAAAAUGUUGAUGAGAAAGUAGAGUCAGCAGAGCAAAAAAAAACUCAGAUCAUUUUUAAUAUUUCUUCGAGCCAUCCUCAUACAUAUUUACUUGAAGACGACAUAAAUAUAGAAAAUAGUAGCAAUGUGAGUUUUCUACAAGUCCAAAAAGGCAACAGAUCAACACUGGAUAAUUCAAGUGAUCAAGAGAUCCAUAAAGAAGGAGAAAGUUCAGGGUUAAUACAAGAUCUUUGUGCUAAAUUGACCGAAGAACACAACAAUGAUACGAGUGUAGGGGAAGAGUCAAUUGUUUCAACAGAAAUCCAGAAUUUACAAGAUUCACAAUCAAAGACUCAACAGUGCGGUAUAAAUUCUUCUGAAUGGAUAUCACCUAGAACAUUGGAGGUCACCCAACAACUAGAGCAUGAAGAUGUUAUUGUCCCAAACACUGUCGUUCAAAAGAUUGAAAAGAAUGAAUUUGUUACACUAGUUGAAGACUCAGCUGGUAAGAAGAACAAUGAUGAAGAGAACUUGCAACUUAAUUAUCAUAUUGGUGAAGCGAUAGAAAAAAAAUUAGACCUUGCUUUAAAACCAAUUCACGAGAGUAGUGGUUUAGUCGCUAGCAAAGACGAUGAAGAAUCCAAGAAAUCGGUUGAAGUAAUGGGCAUUGCACAAGCUGAAGCAACAAAAGAUGAUAAUAGAGUUUCAGACGACAUAAAUAUAGAAAAUGGUAGCAAUGUGAGAUUUCUACAAGUCCAAAAAGGCAACAGCUCAACAGUGGAUAAUUCAAGUGAUCAAGAGAUCCAUGAAGAAGAAGAAAGUUCAGGGUUAAUACAAGAUCUUUAUGCUAAAUUGACCGAAAAACACAACAAUGGUACGAGUUUUGGGGAAGAGUCAACUAUUUCAACAGAAAUCCCGAAUUUACAAGAUUCACAAUCAAGGACUCAACAGUGCGGUAUAAAUUCUUCUGAAGGGAUAUCACCUAGAAUAUUGGACGUCACCCAACAACUAGAGCAUGAAGAUGUUAUUGUCCCAAACACCGUCGUUCAAAAUAUUGAAAAGAAUGAAUUUGUUACACUAGUUGAAGACUCAGCUGGUAAGAAAAACAAUGAUGAAGAGAACUUGCAACUUAAUUAUCAUAUUGGUGAAGCGAUAGAAGAAAAAUUAGAUCUUGCUUUAAAACCAAUGCACGAUAGUAGUGGUUUAGUCGCUAGAAGACGAUGA